AUGAAGAUAAGUAGAUUUAAAUAAAUAGAUCAAAAAACUCUGAAUUAUGUCUAGAUUAAAAGAUUUCUUUAUGUAUUGAAAUUUUAGAAAAGAAUCAAUAAAAUCGAAAACUUGAAGAUCUUUAAGUAAUUGUAAUGAAUAAUUAGAUUAUUGAAAAAUUUGCAAUAAGAAAUAAGUUUUUCAAAUAAAUUUAAGAGGAGCGAGGAGAAAAUAUAUUAAAAGAAUGUUGCAAAAGAAUAAAUUUAGAAAGUUAUGAAGAAGUAAAGUUUAUAGUGAUAUAAAGAAUUAAGUAGUUUUUGAAUAAGGAGAAAGAGCUUAUUCUUUUUUUAUAAUACUUGUAGGAAAUGUUUAAGUAUAUGUAUAUAAGAAUCCAAAGAUUGAUAUUAAAGAAGAGGAUCUAGAUAGAGCAAGUUUAAUAAAGAAAAAGUAAAUGGUUAAAAAAUAUUAGAGAGAUCAUUCAAUACAAAUAAAUUAAUUCAAGGUUAAAGUUUUGGAGAGAUGGCUUUGUUAAAUGAUAGUUUAAGAUCAGCUAGUAUUAUUUGUGAUACAAAAUGUAUAUUUGGUGUUUUAAGUAAAAAGGAUUACAAAGAAAUCUUAUAAAAAGCAUAAGAAAAUAAAAUGAAUUAAUAACUUAAAGAGUUUCAUGCAUGUAUGGAAUAUCAUAAUCUUUCUACAAAAUUGUUGGACAUCCUCUUUUUUGCUUUUCAAAGUUUCCAUUAUUAAUUCAGAUAAGGUGUCUAUUAUCAAGGUUAAUAGAGUAAAUAAGAAAUAUAUCUAAUUAAAAAUGGAGAAUUCAUCAUAACAGAGAACAACGACGAUUAUUAUAAUCCUAAAAGAUGUGUGAAAUAUAUUGCAUUGUUAUAAAAGGGAUAAUUCUUUGGAGAUCAUGAAUGUUUUUUAAAUUUAGAAAAACGUUAAUAAAAUGUUAUUUGCAAUUCUGAAAAUGGAAUAGUAUUAAAAAUAUAAUUAAGUAACUUAAUUUAAAGAUUGUAAUCUACAAAUUAGAUGCAUUUGUAUGAUUAAUUAAAAAAUGCUUGUUUAUAGAGAGAAUAAAUAAGAUUGGAACGAAAAUCAAGACAAAUAACUUUAAAUGAAAACUAUUUUAUUGAUAUGAAAUACGUUAAAUAAAGAAAUUUAUCAUAUUAAGUAAAGAGUGUUCGCUCUGCAAGAAGAAAUACUUUUAGUAUUCGAAGUCCAUUAUAAAUGGCUUAAGAUGUUAUUAAGAAUAAAAAACAAGUUUAUUUGCAAUUAUAUAAAGAGGAAGAUUAUAGACCUUAAACUUAAUAAAAAUUAACAAACAUUUUAAAAUAAAACAUUUAAUAAUUAAGAAAAUAGACUUGGGAAUAAUUUUUAAUAAAUGA
Molecule: messenger RNA, 1361 nt
Organism: Paramecium sonneborni
Lineage: Eukaryota; Ciliophora; Oligohymenophorea; Peniculida; Parameciidae
Source: the annotation of a GenBank genome assembly